Orbicella faveolata is the source of this 5633-nucleotide messenger RNA. RefSeq lists its product as uncharacterized. Lineage: Eukaryota; Metazoa; Cnidaria; Anthozoa; Scleractinia; Merulinidae. The record is from RefSeq and is a predicted model, not a curated record.
UCCUUGGGACAGCAAUCUACAAUGUAAAAGAUUUUAACCAAGCUCUAUUAUCAUUUUGGUUGAAAAUGUUUUCAUUUACUAUAACUGAUGCAGACCUUAUCUUUUAACUAUUUAUUAGUUAGUAUUAUUGUAGUUCACAAGUUAAUAAGUGGAACUUGAAUAAUUUAAAAGGAGACAAAGUGAAGUAUGUUUACCUGUUCCUACAACAGCUUGUGUUCUCUCAAAGAAGAACUGAUAUUUGUGGUGACCUAGAUGUAUAAUUGAGAGAUACCUAUAAGAGUUUUUGGUUACAUGUAAUCACAUCGUUUUCACAGUUAAAUUAGGCUAUUUUUUUGGAUGAUAUAGAAUGGCUAGUUUUAUCUAUUAGACACAGCUACAAGGAAUUAACUAAAAGGAAGUUAAGUCUUCCAAAUACAUCCAAGAAUUACAGUUGUGUAGCAAUGUUGAAUAGAAUUACUACGAAAUCUUAGCAUUAUUUUCCUUAAUGGUGAUUCGAGAAUUAAUUUGAUGCCUUCUAUGAAAGCCGUUCUGUACUAACCACUCGAUUGCUUCAGAAAUUUAGUUUGGUUGGUUAGUAGGUUGACAUUGCUGUACAAGAAACAUUGAGCUGUGAAUCUCCCCUCUUUUUUGGGAUGGAAUCUCCUCUCUUUCUUGGGAUGAUAAUGAGUAUUGAAUUGUAUUUUGUGUAUAUACCUAUCCUAUUUCCUGUAAUUCUACUAAUAUUGCCUGAAUUGUUUGGUUGUUCAUUAUCUGAUGGUAGUAAAUGCUUUGAUAAAGUACUGUUAGAGUCAUGAAUAACUUACAUUCUGGUGCAAGUCUAGGGUUGUGGUCAUACUACACGCAAGGGCUUUAACUUCUGCAGAAGUCUGAAAGAAGACAUUUUAGUUUGUUUUAGAAUUUUUUUCAUAAUAGAGGUAUGAUUAAUGUUACAUUUCAUGAUUACAAGAAAUUAAGUUCUCUUUUUACCAUAGUGCAUGUUGUAGCUGUAGCAUCUUUCAGUAGUUUGACAGCUGUAUCCAUGAGGAUUAAAUUCUUCGAAGUAUCGGUAUAUAAAUUUUCCACUCAUUUUCCUGAAAGAUAAGUUGAAUAAGCAAUACCCUUCAUUUGGUCUGAAAAUAUGUUGAGAUCCUUGUGUACAGAUGUUGUAUAGAUUUGUUCUGAGAACCAAACAGUUUUUCAAAAGUAUUGUUUCAAUGAAGAACAGUGUUUUGCGUGACAUUUCGCGUGACAUUUUGUUAUUGAUUUCAACAGUUUAAUAUUACACUUUCUAUCAAAUGUGAUUACAUUGAUUGACAUUGCAAUUUGAGCAGCUCGAUGUAGGAAUCGUUUUAAGUUAGUUUUACACGUGUCGGAAUGGAUAGCUUCUCGUCUUAAAGGUUUUUUACAGUCUAAUUAGACUCUGGAAUCCCGUCACGAAGUGAGUCAGUUUAAGGUAUUCCUGGAGGCUAUUUUAAGCAUUUUUGUUUGAUAUCUUUUGUAGGAAUUUUCUAAGAUAUAUUUACUCAAAGUCUGCCAUAUUAACACCAUUGAAUAAUCAUUUCAAGUACCUUCUGACAAAAUUGUUUUUUCUCAGAAAGAAUGUAAAGUAUUUCUGGAAUUUGACGUAUAUGUGGGCGUGGCCGUAGCCAUGUCACAUCAAACUUUCCUAAAAAUCUUGAGUAAAAUUUAUCCAUUGGGCAUAACCUCUGGCCAAACAAUGCCCAUCAAUAUUUUCUACAUUGCUUUGGCAGUGCGCCAAAAUUAAUAGAUACCAGAAUAUUUUAAGCCGCUAAAUCUGAUAUCUCUAGUCCGUGAAUUUUGUGGAGCCACCACCAUUCAUAUAUCUGAGAAGAACUGACCUGCUGCCAAGGAACUAUUCGUAGAUAAGUUUAGUUCAUAUCCUCCAAGUUUCAAGUCUUUCUGUCAAAAUCACACAAAGAAGUUACAACUGGCAAAGCUCUCCUCAAAAUUUGGAGGCCAUUUACGUCAAAAAAUCAUUCGCAAAUUGAAGAGAAAUCGAUUAAGCAAUCACGGCCCGAAACCCCAUGUAGCUACGAAGGUACACUGUAUUGUGCAGAGGAGGAAAACAUAUUUCGAAGAUUCCGCAAUGCCUAAAACGAAAGCGUCUAUAAGCAGAAAAAAGCAUCGGAAAAGGCUCACAAAGCCCGAGGUUAUGGUUCGAAAGCAAGAAUCCGUUUAGAUUUUGAAAAGUUGAGAAACGCAGGAUGGACAAUUGAAGAACGGCAAACAAAAUCUGGCUCAACAGUUCACUUCAAAUACCGAAAUCCCGAUGGUAAAACUAUCAAAAGUGCUAGAGAAGUUGAGUGUCAGUUAGAAGCUGAAGGAACUCUCCACAGUUUCAUUAUGGAUGAAAGUAAGGGAAAAAAAUCGAUGGAGACUCCUCAACAAGCAGAUGACUUGUCAUUGUCUGACGGCUCUGAGGACUCUGAUUAUGAGCCUCCUGAAAAACAAGCGCCAAAAGAAAUAAAGGCCACUAAAUGGUAAGAUACUACAUGUAAAAAUUCAUUAUAUAAAACUCUCUGUACACAAGGUCGGUAGAAAAGCUAAACCCUUUAUAAAGAUUUCACAUGUUAGAUAUGUUCCUCGUGGGAUUUGUGUGAGUAAAUAUUGAACGGAGAAGAUCUGUGCCUUCAUGCGAUAAACAUUGUGGAAACAUUGAGCAAUGGAAUUCAGUGUAUAUUACUAGGUUGUAAUUUUAUGUGUUUCACUGACGAUCUUUGGUUUGGUCUUCUUUCGGUUUUAUUAAUCGGUAACGCUUGUUGCAUACUACAACUGAUAUUAAUUAAAAAAACUAAAUCUGAAUAUCUUUGUGUGGAAUUUACAUUGCAUUCCUGACUCUAUGGCUAGUGUCUAGAGAAUAUUCUUGAGGUAAUAUCUUGCCUUGAUACUUUUUUUGCAGUGUCAGUGUGCCAGAAGGGCUAUUUGUUGCGACCACCUCUAGCAUCGUCAAUUGCGUCGAUGAGAUAAACCACUAUUUCAAGUGUUCCUCAAACAAUGGAAAAUGUAGAGGCAAACUUGUACUCGCGGCAUAUAGCAAGAAGGGUUGUGGAGGGGCAAUGAUGUUCACAUUCAAGUGCCAUGGUUGCUGGACUGUCGAGAUUGAUUAUAAGAGUAGCCAUCUUGCCCGAGAAUCUAGACAGGAACUUGUGUCCUUGGCCCUUUCCCUGGCCUUUUUUAUCAGUGGGCAUGGGUAUGCUGGGUAUAGGAAGACCUUGGGAAGAGGCUUGGGUUUGGGAAUAGUUUCAGAAAAGCCUUAUCUUGAAGUUGUAGAUCUAGCCCUCCCCUACAUAAAAUCAAUGCUGGAUGAGAUGUGCAAUGAAGCAAAAGAGAAAAUGAAAGAAAUUGCACAUGAUCAAAUAGGCAGCUGGUCAAGAGCAGUGACCUGCUGUGAUGGUUGUUGGCUGAUUAGAGGGCACUUCAGCCAAAAUUGUACAUUUGUCAUUAAGAAUUAUAUAACAGGUGCCCUUCUCUACUAUGGUCAUCUGUGUAUGAGAGGAGCAGAAACUAUCUGUGAUGAGGAGCUCUGGCAAGGGACAGCUAAGGCAGCAGAGGGCCACCUAAGUCAAGUCCUUUGGGCCAAAGCUAAGGAGGAGGGGCUAAAUGUAGAAGUGAAUUGGCAGGAUGCUGACUCAUCCUCAGCCAAGGGGUUUCGCCAUUCUUACUCUAACGAGCAAGAAAGUAAAAUUAUGUUGUGUGGGGGUCAUGUCGGGAGGGCUCAUGGCAAGAAGCUGGAGGAACUGAAGACUAAGUCUUCUUUUUCUUCUGCAUUCAUUGCCUUGCACAAGGAACAGUUUCCAGGCAUUAUCUCAGCAAAAUGUUGUUGUAUUGGGAAAAAUCACACCUUUGUGGCAACCCGAAACAAACCUGUUUGUGGAUGUAUUGGACCAGGGUUUAUACAAAAUGCAAAACGUAAUCAUUACUGUGCCCUUGUCCAUGCUGGGAAUAGCCCUGAUAAGUAUAGGGAAACUAUGUUGGCCCUGGGAAGAUAUCACAGUAAAGAUAUGCAUGAAUGGGAAGGGGGUUCUUGUACCUUUCACCCAUUGGUUAAGUGCAGCUGUAAGAAUUGUGAAGCUGAUGUUGAUGGGUUUUACUCAGAGCUGAAAUGUUCUGGUGAGGACUAUCACUCAGCCCACAUCCUGACUUGCGAAUUUCAUGCACUUGCCUAUGAGAUAGAGUGCACUCAGAGGGCUGAAGAUGCUGAGAAGGUCAUUGACCCUGAGUUGGGAAAAGGUCAUUCCAACCUCCCUGAGUCCACAUUUAGUGUUCUCACAAAAUUUAGGGCCAAGGACACUAAUUUGCACAUGAAGCACUACCAUGCUGCAACCAAUCUGGGGUUGCUUCAGGCCAAUAUGACUUGGUGCCACAGAAAUAGAGGACCAGAGUACCACUGGAUCCCAGAACUGUACUCCAAAAUGGGUCUACCUGUCCUUGAUGGGAUUCAGGAAAUGUGUCAACACGACAAUGAAAAAAGGUACAAGAGGCUGCAGCGCUACAAAACAGUGGAAGGGAAGAGAAAAAGGGUUCAAAGGAAGGUCAACCGUGCUGAGGAGCAGAAGCUAAGGAAGAGAUAUGUAAAAAAUUGCCAGAUUCAGCAUACAUAUGGAGAGGAUGUCGAGGAUGAUCUGAUGGAAGAAGAAGCAGUACUGCUUACCGAGUCUGCUAUAAAUGAUGGAACUGCAACUGCUCUUAUUAUACCUAACACAAUUACACCAGCCCCUAAUGGAGCAGUUGUUGAAGUUGGAGGGAAAAAGUGUAAAUGGUGUGCAAGCACUACCCACUCCCGUAAGAGCCACAAAGACUGCCCUUACAAUAAUUCAAGGGUUUAAGGUUUUUCUCAGACUGGGGGAUAUUUCUUUGCAAUAAUAAGGCUAAAGAGAUAAAAACCUUAUUAUUGAAAUAAGUGUAUUUCACUGGUACAUUGCUUAGUAGGAAAACUCACAAGGAGUGCCCCCAUAACCCAAAAAAUGCCUCAAGUUCUAGUUGAGAACUAUUCUUCAAGUGUUGUUUUGAUUUGAUAGCCAUGUAAAUAUUAUAAUUAAGAGAUACUCAAAACUGUAGCAACUUUCAACAGAAAGAAACUUAGAAUUGCCAUGAUUUUAUGCACAUUUUCCUGCUAUUGAAGCCAUUUACAUUGACUGCUUGUGGUAUUGUUUGAUUGGCCUUAGGUUUUGUUUGACAGCACUCAAUUGAAAAGUGCUCUAUUAUCAGAACAUGCAACAAAUUAUUUGAGAGGUAACAAAAGAGAUGACACUUCCCCUUAAAAAUGGUAUUAUUAGAAUAAUAGUAAAAUAGACAUAUUCGAAGUUCAAAAUAGAUUUAUUUGCAAUCUUAUUGACAUUUUUCCUCGUUUCAUAAUCAAACCAAAAAGUGUGUAAAUCAAUCAAUGCACAUUGUUAAAAAAUAGUUCAGCUAGAAAUAAUAGAAUAGAUAUUGUUUACAUUUUGAUUUGUGCCAUUUUUAUACUCAACAUUUUCAUACAAAUAAUCAAAAAUUCAGAAUUAGAUAAUUACAUUUUAAAUAUCCAACCUAUUUUCCCUCCUUUCCAUAUCAUAAAUAAAAGCCACAAAUAAACCAAUUUCACUUUGUUACAAUCUUUUGAAAACUACAAACAAUAAAAUAGAAAUGAUGAAACA